Molecule: messenger RNA, 6722 nt
Organism: Cebus imitator (Panamanian white-faced capuchin)
Lineage: Eukaryota; Metazoa; Chordata; Mammalia; Primates; Cebidae
Gene: DOCK11
Product: dedicator of cytokinesis 11
Exons: 52
Biological process (GO): positive regulation of filopodium assembly; small GTPase-mediated signal transduction; positive regulation of GTPase activity
Molecular function (GO): guanyl-nucleotide exchange factor activity
Source: RefSeq, a predicted model, not a curated record
ACACCCUCCUGCUUCUGCUGCAGCCGAGCAGAGCUCGGGCCCUCCAGGGGAGGGAGCUGCCGCCACCGACGCCUUGUGGCCGGACAGUGAGCGGGCGAAGAGAGCGAGCAAAGGAGGGAAGGAGGGAACGAGGGAGGAGCAGCGGGUGGGAGGUGGGAGGGAGGAGCAGCAUGAGCCGCGCCGCCGCCGAGCUGCGAUGUGGCCGGCCAAACGGCGUGUAAACAGACGGAGCAGCAGCGGCCGCUGCCGCCCGGGCUCGGGGUAGUGAGUCCGCCCGCCCGCCGAGACCCUCCCGCCGACGCUGCCAUGGCCGAAGUGCGCAAAUUCACCAAACGGCUCAGCAAGCCCGGCACGGCCGCUGAGCUCCGGCAGAGCGUGUCGGAGGCCGUGCGGGGCUCCGUGGUGCUGGAAAAGGCCAAAAUUGUUGAGCCCCUGGACUAUGAGAAUGUUAUCGCCCAAAGAAAAACCCAGAUUUACAGCGACCCCCUCAGAGAUCUGCUUAUGUUUCCCAUGGAAGAUAUCUCUAUCUCGGUGAUAGGUCGUCAGCGCAGAACGGUGCAGUCCACUGUACCAGAAGAUGCUGAAAAGAGGGCCCAGAGUUUAUUUGUCAAAGAGUGUAUUAAAACCUACAGCACAGAUUGGCACGUGGUAAACUACAAAUAUGAGGACUUCUCUGGGGACUUUCGAAUGUUGCCAUGCAAAUCUUUGAGACCAGAAAAGAUUCCUAAUCAUGUAUUUGAGAUAGAUGAAGACUGUGAGAAAGAUGAGGACUCAUCUUCUUUAUGUUCUCAGAAGGGUGGUGUGAUAAAACAAGGCUGGUUGCAUAAAGCAAAUGUAAAUAGCACCAUCACAGUAACCAUGAAGGUAUUCAAGAGACGAUAUUUUUACUUGACCCAACUUCCUGAUGGUUCAUAUAUUCUCAAUUCCUAUAAAGAUGAGAAAAAUUCAAAAGAAUCGAAAGGUUGCAUCUACUUGGAUGCCUGCAUUGAUGUUGUUCAGUGCCCCAAAAUGCGCCGUCAUGCUUUUGAACUCAAGAUGUUAGAUAAGUAUAGCCAUUAUCUGGCUGCUGAAACUGAGCAGGAAAUGGAGGAAUGGUUGAUAACUUUGAAAAAGAUUAUUCAGAUCAAUACCGACAGUUUAGUGCAAGAAAAAAAGGAGACGGUAGAAACAGCACAAGAUGAUGAAACUAGCAGCCAAGGAAAAGCCGAGAACAUCAUGGCGAGUUUGGAAAGGAGCAUGCAUCCGGAACUGAUGAAGUAUGGAAGAGAAACUGAACAACUAAACAAACUCAGUAGAGGAGAUGGAAGACAGAAUCUCUUUUCUUUUGAUUCAGAAGUUCAGAGGUUGGACUUUUCAGGAAUUGAACCCGAUAUAAAGCCAUUUGAAGAAAAGUGCAACAAACGUCUCCUGGUAAAUUGCCAUGAUUUAACUUUCAAUAUCUUGGGCCAAAUUGGAGACAAUGCAAAAGGACCACCCACAAAUGUUGAGCCCUUUUUUAUCAAUCUUGCCUUAUUUGAUGUAAAGAACAAUUGUAAGAUUUCAGCAGACUUUCAUGUAGACCUGAAUCCCCCAUCUGUCCGUGAAAUGCUGUGGGGCUCUUCAACCCAACUGGCCAGUGAUGGUAACCCGAAAGGCUCUUCACCUGAGUCUGUCAUUCAUGGAAUUGCUGAAUCUCAGUUACGCUACAUAAAACAGGGAAUUUUCUCAGUGACAAAUCCACAUCCUGAAAUUUUUCUAGUUGCAAGAAUCGAAAAGGUACUACAGGGAAACAUUACACACUGUGCAGAACCCUACAUCAAAAAUUCUGAUCCAGUAAAGACGGCCCAGAAGGUGCACAGAACAGCUAAACAAGUGUGUAGCCGCCUUGGACAAUACAGAAUGCCCUUCGCUUGGGCUGCCAGACCUAUUUUCAAAGAUACUCAAGGCUCCCUCGAUCUGGAUGGGAGAUUUUCUCCUCUUUAUAAACAAGACAGUAGCAAGCUCUCAAGUGAAGACAUUCUCAAGUUGCUCUCAGAAUAUAAGAAGCCAGAAAAGACCAAACUGCAGAUUAUUCCUGGGCAGCUAAACAUCACAAUAGAAUGUGUUCCUGUGGAUUUAUCAAAUUGUAUUACUUCUUCAUAUGUGCCCCUGAAGCCUUUUGAAAAGAAUUGUCAAAAUAUUACUGUGGAGGUUGAAGAGUUUGUUCCAGAAAUGACAAAAUAUUGUUAUCCAUUUACUAUUUACAAAAACCAUCUGUAUGUAUAUCCCUUGCAAUUAAAAUAUGAUAGCCAGAAAACAUUUGCCAAGGCAAGGAACAUUGCAGUCUGUGUGGAAUUCCGGGAUUCAGAUGAAAGUGACACUAGUGCUCUAAAGUGUAUUUAUGGAAAACCUGCAGGGUCCGUUUUUACCACAAAUGCUUAUGCUGUUGUCUCGCAUCACAAUCAAAAUCCAGAGUUCUAUGAUGAGAUUAAAAUUGAGCUUCCCAUUCACCUGCAUCAAAAACAUCAUUUGCUUUUCACUUUUCAUCAUGUAAGUUGUGAAAUUAACACAAAGGGAACAACCAAAAAGCAAGACACAAUUGAAACUCCAGUUGGGUUUGCCUGGGUACCUUUGCUGAAAGAUGGUAGAAUCAUCACAUUUGAGCAGCAGCUGCCAGUUUCCGCCAAUCUUCCCCCAGGCUACUUGAAUCUGAAUGAUGCAGAAUCAAGAAGGCAAUGUAAUGUCGAUAUUAAAUGGGUAGAUGGUGCAAAGCCUUUGUUGAAGAUUAAAAGCCACUUAGAAUCUACCAUUUACACUCAAGAUCUGCAUGUGCACAAAUUCUUCCAUCAUUGCCAGCUGAUUCAGUCAGGCUCGAAAGAAGUUCCAGGGGAGCUCAUUAAAUAUUUAAAGUGUUUGCAUGCCAUGGAGAUCCAAGUCAUGAUACAGUUUCUACCUGUAAUUCUUAUGCAACUCUUCCGAGUUCUCACAAAUAUGACCCAUGAAGAUGACGUUCCUAUCAACUGCACCAUGGUUCUCUUACAUAUUGUAUCAAAGUGCCAUGAAGAAGGCUUGGAUAGUUAUUUAAGAUCAUUCAUAAAGUAUAGCUUCCGACCCGAAAAACCAAGUGCUCCUCAGGCCCAGCUGAUACAUGAAACCCUGGCUACUACAAUGAUAGCAAUAUUGAAACAGUCUGCAGAUUUUUUAGCAAUAAACAAAUUGCUAAAGUACUCAUGGUUUUUCUUUGAAAUAAUUGCAAAGUCGAUGGCCACAUAUUUGUUGGAAGAGAAUAAGUAGCGCUGCUUGACACUAAUGGAUAGAGGAUUUGUUUUCAAUUUGAUAAAUGACUAUAUAUCUGGAUUCAGCCCCAAAGAUCCUAAGGUUCUGGCUGAAUACAAGUUUGAAUUUCUGCAAACAAUUUGCAAUCACGAACAUUACAUUCCUCUGAAUUUGCCAAUGGCAUUUGCAAAACCUAAACUGCAGCGGGUUCAAGAUUCAAAUCUCGAAUACAGUUUAUCAGAUGAGUAUUGCAAGCAUCACUUCUUGGUUGGUCUACUUCUGAGGGAAACUUCCAUUGCUCUUCAGGACAAUUAUGAGAUCAGAUAUACAGCUAUCUCUGUCAUAAAGAAUCUUUUGAUAAAACACGCAUUUGACACAAGAUACCAGCACAAGAACCAACAAGCCAAAAUAGCACAAUUGUACCUCCCCUUUGUUGGACUGCUUUUGGAGAAUAUCCAGCGAUUAGCAGGUCGAGAUACCUUGUAUUCUUGUGCAGCCAUGCCUAAUUCUGCAUCCAGAGAUGAGUUUCCAUGUGGCUUUACUUCACCUGCCAAUAGAGGGAGUCUGAGCACUGAUAAAGACACUGCUUAUGGGUCUUUUCAAAAUGGACAUGGAAUUAAGAGAGAAGAUUCAAGAGGCUCCCUUGUCCCAGAAGGAGCAACAGGAUUUCCAGAUCAAGGCAGCACUGGUGAAAAUACCCGACAGAGUUCUACAAGGACUAGUGUAUCCCAGUAUAACCGCCUGGAUCAGUAUGAAAUCAGAAGCCUCUUGAUGUGCUACCUGUAUAUAGUAAAAAUGAUUUCAGAAGAUACUCUCUUAACUUACUGGAAUAAAGUGUCUCCCCAGGAGCUCAUAAACAUUCUUAUACUUUUAGAAGUAUGCUUGUUUCACUUUAGAUAUAUGGGGAAAAGAAAUAUAGCAAGGGUACAUGAUGCCUGGCUGUCAAAACACUUUGGAAUAGACCGAAAAUCGCAAACCAUGCCUGCUCUCCGAAACAGAUCAGGAGUAAUGCAGGCUCGGCUUCAGCAUCUUAGUAGCCUAGAAAGUUCAUUCACACUUAAUCACAGUUCUACAACAACUGAAGCAGACAUUUUCCACCAGGCACUUCUUGAAGGCAAUACAGCUACUGAAGUUUCCCUAACAGUACUAGAUACCAUAUCAUUUUUCACUCAGUGCUUCAAGACCCAACUUUUAAAUAAUGAUGGCCACAACCCAUUAAUGAAAAAAGUGUUUGAUAUCCAUCUUGCUUUUCUUAAAAAUGGACAAUCUGAAGUAUCGCUGAAACAUGUAUUUGCCUCACUGAGAGCCUUCAUCAGUAAGUUCCCUUCAGCCUUUUUCAAAGGAAGAGUAAACAUGUGUGCUGCAUUUUGCUAUGAGGUUUUAAAGUGCUGCACAUCAAAGAUUAGCUCAACCAGGAAUGAAGCAUCUGCACUUUUGUAUCUUUUGAUGAGAAACAACUUUGAGUAUACCAAAAGGAAAACCUUCCUGAGGACACAUCUACAGAUAAUAAUUGCUGUAAGCCAACUGAUAGCUGACGUAGCACUAAGCGGAGGAUCAAGAUUUCAGGAGUCUUUAUUCAUAAUCAAUAAUUUUGCAAAUAGUGACAGACCUAUGAAGGCAACUGCCUUUCCCACAGAAGUCAAAGACUUGACCAAGAGAAUCCGCACUGUUCUUAUGGCCACUGCCCAAAUGAAGGAGCAUGAGAAAGACCCUGAAAUGCUAAUUGAUCUCCAGUAUAGCUUAGCCAAGUCCUAUGCAAGCACCCCAGAGCUCAGGAAAACCUGGCUUGAUAGCAUGGCCAAGAUUCAUGUUAAAAAUGGAGAUUUUUCAGAGGCUGCGAUGUGUUAUGUCCAUGUAGCAGCUCUAGUUGCAGAGUUUCUUCAUCGAAAAAAAUUAUUUCCUAAUGGAUGUUCAGCCUUCAAGAAAAUUACUCCCAAUAUAGAUGAAGAAGGAGCAAUGAAAGAAGAUGCUGGGAUGAUGGAUGUCCAUUAUAGUGAAGAAGUCUUGCUGGAGUUGCUAGAACAAUGCGUAGAUGGCUUAUGGAAGGCAGAACGUUAUGAAAUAAUUUCUGAGAUUUCCAAGUUGAUCAUUCCAAUUUAUGAGAAACGUCGUGAGUUUGAGAAACUUACUCAAGUUUAUAGAACUCUUCAUGGAGCUUAUACAAAAAUUCUGGAAGUUAUGCAUACAAAGAAAAGACUUUUAGGCACUUUCUUCAGAGUUGCUUUUUAUGGCCAAUCUUUUUUUGAAGAAGAAGAUGGAAAGGAGUACAUCUAUAAAGAACCAAAGCUCACUGGCCUCUCAGAAAUUUCCUUGAGACUUGUUAAACUUUAUGGUGAAAAAUUUGGUACAGAGAAUGUCAAAAUAAUUCAGGAUUCAGACAAGGUAAAUGCCAAAGAGCUUGAUCCAAAAUAUGCUCAUAUACAAGUUACUUAUGUGAAGCCUUACAUUGAUGACAAAGAACUCACAGAAAGAAAGACUGAGUUUGAAAGAAAUCAUAAUAUCAGCAGAUUUGUUUUUGAGGCUCCUUACACUUUAUCAGGAAAAAAACAGGGCUGUAUAGAAGAACAGUGCAAACGCCGUACAAUCUUGACAACUUCAAACUCAUUUCCCUAUGUGAAGAAGAGGAUUCCUAUUACUUGUGAACAGCAGAUUAAUUUAAAACCAAUUGACGUUGCCACCGAUGAAAUAAAAGAUAAAACUGCAGAGCUGCAAAAGCUUUGCUCCUCUGCUGACGUGGACAUGAUUCAGCUCCAACUUAAAUUGCAGGGCUGUGUUUCUGUGCAGGUCAAUGCUGGUCCAUUAGCGUAUGCAAGGGCUUUCUUAAAUGACAGCCAAGCUAGCAAGUAUCCACCUAAGAAAGUGAGUGAGUUGAAAGACAUGUUUAGGAAAUUCAUACAAGCAUGCAGCAUUGCACUUGAACUAAAUGAGCGGCUCAUUAAAGAAGAUCAAGUUGAAUACCAUGAAGGGCUAAAGUCAAAUUUCAGAGAGAUGGUAAAAGAAUUAUCGGACAUUAUCCAUGAGCAGAUAUUACAAGAAGAUACAAUGCAUUCUCCCUGGAUGAGCAACACAUUACAUGUAUUUUGUGCAAUUAGUGGUACAUCGAGUGACCGAGGUUAUGGUUCCCCAAGAUACACUGAAGUGUGAGGAAAUGCAGAUGUACAUGACAAUGAGACUGACUUUUCUCAGGAAUAUUUGGAGCUGUGCAAAUGUUAAAAUUUAAAGAUUUGACAUACAUGGAGUGUUUCUUCUUGACACCAAAAUUUUCAUGCAUUCCAACAGGGUGCUUACAUAUUUGUAAAUAUUUAAGCAACUUGAAAGUGCCUGGAAAAUUGCACCACUGUGCUUGGUUUGUACUUUUUUAGAUAAAUCUAUAUGCUGAAAAGUAGAGCUCAAAAACAGUAGUUCAAUUUGCUUAAUUAUUGCUUAAAAUAAUGGUACUAUGUAAAAUUGUAUAAUGAAAUACAAUAAAAGGUAAAACUUAUUUGUAA